GUUGAUCAGCAGCAAAUGUUGCUUAUACUAAAAGCCAGUGUGGCUAUUGUUCAACUCUGCUAAAUGUUAGUUUUAUUCGUUAAGAGGCUUAAGGAUGCUUGGGACCUUAAUCUAUGCUGAUUAAUAUAAAGAAGAAUAGAAAAUUAUAGAAGGGGUUUUCCUGUUUGUAUUUCACAAAAAAAGAAAAAAAUUCUUGUUUGUAAUCUUAUUUUGUGGCCUUUUUGGUAUAACACAUAUUUUCUUUCAAUGAUGAUAAAUCAUUUCAUAUGUAAUUUUAUUUUGUUGCCUUUUGGUAUAACACAUUUUUUUUUUUCAAUGAUGGUAAAUUUUGUCAUUUCACAUGUGUACUAUAAAAAGGUGUAAAGAUAAUAAUAAUGUAAUGAUAAGUCAAUUUUAAUUGUCAAAAUCUUUGUAGAUAAGAAUUGGUGAUUCCAAACUCAGGAGUGAGUUUUCAUAAUUAAAUAGAUCUAAGAAGUCCCUAUCAUUGUAGUUAAAUAUUAUACGUUUUGGUAUAUUGAUGGUUGACACCUUCUUGACCAUGUAUCAAUGCAUUUGCUUUAUAUUGUUAUCCGUAAACGAAAGGGAUGAAAGACAUGAAAAAUAAGAAAUACACUAUUCAUAUAUGGUGAAUAUCAUGAGAGAUACCUGAUUAAGAUUGAACAUAAUUCAAAAUUUUUGAGUUCGGGUGGCAUGCUCUAUAAAUAAUUUAUAAAUUAAUUGGAAAAUAAUAUUAUUAUUUAUAAAUAAUUGUAUUUUAGAAUAUUUCAAAAUGAUUUUGUGUCUAAUUAGAUGGACUAGGAGGGAGACAAUCAUUAUAUCUAUGCCAUGGUUCAUCAUGAUACUGUUAAAAAGGGGAUUAAAAUGCUUUUGCAUCCAAUCAGUGUUCUCCUUCUCUCUCUGCUCUUUCUAUAUUCUGAGUUAGGGUUUGAACCCUAGUGAGAAUAGAGUGAUUAUCCGUUGCCUAUUUCUCAUGUAAGAGUUGCUCUAGGCAUAGAAACAGCAGAAACAAAAUCAAAUGGCCAUAAGUAAUCUGAAGUUUUCCAUUGUAGACUAUCAUGCAACUUUAUGCCCCCUUGUAAUAGUUUAAAUCCCCUAAUGCUACAUGAGGUGAGAUUAGUGGAUUCAAAUUUUUAAUUUGGCACCCCCUUCAACCAGAAAAUAGAGAACAAAGAUCAACAAAUGGAGAUGAUAGGUCAGGAGUCGGGACAUAGAUGGAUGGUUCCCAAUGCAAGAGAUUUUGUCAAAAAAAGAAGUUAUGAACAGUCAACAGCACAGAGCCAACGUGGGGCAACGAUGUCGUGUGACAACGUGGCCGGAUCACACAUGAGCAAAUGAGACACUGAAAAUCUCUCGAUUACUCCAGAGUUUCCAACUCCCAACUUCUCACUCUUCCCAGAAGCUCUUGGAUACUUCUCCCACUCACCUCUUAAGAACUCUAUUUACGCUUCUUCUUCUUUCUCUCUCUCUCUCUCUCUCUCUCUCUCUCUAGCUGUUAUAGUUCUAUUUUUACUAAAGAAGAAAGCAAAUUAAGGAGAAAAAAUGGUUAUGGCUGGUCUGACUUUGAAGAAUUUGCAGCAGAGGGUAUCUUAUUCUUAUUUGUUGAAUCCACAGAUUGGUAACAGAGGGGUGGCUGCGCUACAACAGCAGCGUUGGGCCUCUGGAUUACUAAGGAGUCUAUCAACUGCAACGUCUGAAAUGGUAUCCAAUGAGAAAUCAUCCCAAGGCCAAGAAGUCCCGGUCACCGAAGGAAGUAGCAAGAAAUUCAAGCUCUUCCCUUCCAGACCCAGAAGGCCUCUAUGGAGGAACGACAACCAUGAUCUCACUCCCUUCUCUCGUCAUGAGUUGUUCCCGUCGAGGCUGGGGAAUGCACUAGUACAGGCAAAAGAGAGACUGAACAGGUUAAUAGAGAAGUUGUCACCUUCUCGCCUCAUAGGAAGACUGAAGAAGGACGAUGAAGCCUACAAAUUGCGAUACGAAGUGCCAGGGCUGGCCAAGGAGGACUUGAAAAUCACCAUUGUUGAUGGGUUCUUGACAAUCGUUGGAGAGCGAAAGGAAGAAGAAGAUGAAGAGGAUUGGUCGCCCACAAGUUACGGGUUUUACAAUGCUAUCCUUCUCUUGCCUGAUGAUGCCAAGGUCGAUGAAAUUGUGGCUGAAAUGAAAGAUGGUGUGCUAAUCAUUAUCAUACCCAGAGCAGAGAAGCCAAGGAAGGAAGUGAAAGAAGUGAAAAUUCAGUAAUUGCCUUACUUUGUGUGGUGGUGCUCAAUCUUAAGGGGUUGGUAUACCUUAAAUAUGUAGUGGUUCUUGUUUUUUUUUUCCUUUUGAUAUUGAGUCACUAGAAGCCUGAUUGUGUGAUGAUGAGCUGCAAUGGACUAUAAACAUAUUGGUCUCUGUACAUACGUCCCACUCCCCCUGAAAUAAUAAGCUUCAAAGACACUGUGUAGGCA
Messenger RNA from Macadamia integrifolia, 2444 nucleotides. Its product is annotated as 26.5 kDa heat shock protein, mitochondrial. Gene Ontology annotation, biological process: response to heat. Bases 1540 to 2235 code for a protein of 231 amino acids. The transcript has 2 exons. Lineage: Eukaryota; Viridiplantae; Streptophyta; Magnoliopsida; Proteales; Proteaceae. The record is from RefSeq and is a predicted model, not a curated record.